AUGUCUACAACCGAUCAAGAGUCGGGGUCAAAUAACAAAGAUACCAAUCAACCCCCAAUCACAACAUCUCCGCAGGAUCAACAGAUCACACCAACCACAGAGCUCCGAGCUGAAUCAGACCUUGUCGCUGAUACGUCCAUUUUAUCCCAUGAUCAAACACCCGCGACCCAAAUCCACCCCGCAACUGGUCCCGGUGGCGAAAGCAAAUCCGCCCCCGUGACAACAUCGCCGACCAACCCUUCUCAACCUGUCACCGACAACGCACCCGCGCUGGCACAACCCACUACACCGCCUUCAAUGGAGACCGACGAGCCAAAGACUGCCCCCGAGACCUCGACAGAGCAUUCUGAUGACGGUUCCGGAAAGGAAGUCGAGGAUGCUGGCCCAUCGCUGGUGAUAACCCUGCUGUUGACAACGGGGUCGCGCCAUCCGUUUACCAUCGAUGGAAAAUAUCUGAAGAAGCGAUCGGUGAAUGUCGAGAACUUCGAUCCGUUCUUGAUGAGCGUCUACACGCUGAAGGAGUUGAUCUGGCGCGAAUGGAGAUCUGAUUGGGAGACCCGUCCCUCAUCACCGAGCUCGAUCCGUCUUAUUUCGUUCGGAAAGUUGUUGGAUGACAAGUCACCUGUUUCUGACUCCAAGUUCAGUAAGGAACAUCCAAACGUCGUCCAUAUGACCGUAAAGCCGCAAGAAGUCGUCGACGAGGAAGAUGCAAAGGGAGCCAAGGCACAGUACACUCGGGAGAACGAAGCUAGCGAGCGCAGUCCCGGAUGCCGAUGCGUGAUUCUAUAA
This is a messenger RNA of Penicillium griseofulvum, 789 nucleotides long. RefSeq lists its product as uncharacterized. The record is from RefSeq and is a predicted model, not a curated record. The coding region runs from base 1 to 789 and encodes 262 amino acids. The transcript is spliced from 3 exons. Lineage: Eukaryota; Fungi; Ascomycota; Eurotiomycetes; Eurotiales; Aspergillaceae.